CGCGGGCGAGCAGGCUGGCCAGUGGGAGGGGGUGCCGGGCACGAGGACUCCCCCUGCCCCUCGGAAGGGUACGGGAAGAGAGGGCCCUGGAGGCGAGGACGGCGCAGCGGAGAGCGGCCGGUAUGCGGGGCCGCCCGACUGGCGCCGGGAACCCUUACCUGUGCCUCUUGGCUCCGUCCUUCUUACCCACCGGCCAGAGGGACUGGUGGUAGAGGCGGUGGGGACUGUCAUCCUAAAGAAUCCCCCCCAGGCCAGCAAUAAAGUUGUCCUGCUGUGAAUCGGUACCUGCGCAGACCUCGACUUCAUGGACCUCCUAGGGGAAGACCGACAAUGGACGGUGGGGAGGAAGUUAAUGCAGGUGAACGACACUCUGACUUCAGAAGACGCAGGACUCCGAAGCAGCAAGAACUGCACUGAACCAGCCCUGCAUGAAUUCCCCAAUGACAUCUUCACCAACGAGGAUCGAAGACAGGGGGCGGUGGUUCUCCACGUGCUCUGCGCCAUGUACAUGUUCUACGCGCUGGCCAUUGUGUGCGAUGACUUCUUUGUCCCCUCCUUGGAAAAGAUCUGUGAGCGCCUGCACCUCAGUGAAGACGUGGCCGGGGCCACGUUCAUGGCAGCCGGCAGUUCGGCCCCAGAGCUGUUCACAUCCGUCAUAGGGGUCUUCAUUACGAAGGGCGACGUGGGAGUCGGGACCAUUGUGGGCUCCGCUGUGUUCAAUAUCCUGUGCAUCAUCGGUGUCUGCGGGCUCUUCGCUGGGCAGGUUGUGGCUCUUUCCUCCUGGUGCCUGCUGAGGGAUUCGAUUUACUACACACUGUCAGUGGUGGCGCUUAUCGUGUUCAUUUAUGACGAACAAGUUUCCUGGUGGGAGUCUUUAGUCCUCGUGCUGAUGUAUCUCAUCUAUAUUGUCAUCAUGAAAUAUAAUGCUUGCAUCCAUCAGUGCUUCGAAAGGAGGACAAAAGGUGCUGGAAACAUGGUCAACGGCUUGGCCAACAAUGCUGAAAUUGAUGACAGCAGCAACUGUGACGCGACUGUGGUGCUACUCAAGAAAGCCAAUUUCCACCGCAAAGCGUCAGUGAUUAUGGUAGACGAGCUGCUGUCAGCCUACCCUCACCAGCUUUCUUUCUCUGAGGCUGGACUUCGAAUCAUGAUCACCAGCCACUUUCCCCCCAAGACCCGACUCUCCAUGGCCAGUCGCAUGUUGAUCAAUGAGAGACAAAGACUGAUAAACAGUAGGGCCUAUGCCAAUGGAGAAUCCGAGGUGGCCAUCAAAAUCCCAAUUAAGCACACCGUGGAGAAUGGGACAGGGCCUAGCAGUGCCCCAGACAGAGGCGUGAAUGGGACUCGGAGGGAUGAUGUUGUUGCCGAGGCUGGUAACGAGACAGAGAAUGAGAAUGAGGACAAUGAGAACAACGAGAAUGACGAAGAGGAAGAGGAGGAUGAGGAUGAUGACGAAGGACCAUACACGCCAUUCGACCUCCCCUCUGGAAAACUGGAAACAGUGAAGUGGGCGUUCACCUGGCCACUGAGUUUUGUCUUAUACUUCACUGUACCCAACUGCAACAAACCCCGCUGGGAAAAAUGGUUUAUGGUGACAUUUGCUUCUUCCACGUUGUGGAUAGCAGCCUUCUCGUACAUGAUGGUGUGGAUGGUCACGAUCAUUGGAUACACACUAGGGAUUCCUGAUGUCAUCAUGGGGAUUACCUUCCUGGCAGCUGGAACCAGUGUGCCCGAUUGCAUGGCCAGCCUCAUCGUGGCCAGACAAGGCAUGGGAGACAUGGCCGUGUCCAACUCUAUUGGGAGCAACGUGUUUGAUAUCCUCAUUGGCCUUGGUCUCCCAUGGGCCCUGCAGACCCUGGCUGUGGAUUAUGGAUCCUACAUUCGGCUAAACAGCAGAGGACUGAUCUACUCCGUGGGCUUACUCCUGGCCUCCGUCUUUGUCACGGUGUUUGGCGUUCACCUGAACAAGUGGCAGCUGGACAAGAAGCUCGGGUGCGGGUGCCUUUUCCUGUACGGCGUGUUCCUGUGCUUCUCCAUCAUGACGGAGUUCAAUGUGUUCACGUUUGUGAACUUGCCCAUGUGCGGGGACCACUGACCCGCCCGGCUGCCCGCCGAGCCUUGGUCCUCCUUUUCUGUGCAAUACAAGAUCCAGUCGCACCCCAAGUCACGCGGGCCCCCUCGGGGCCGGGGUCUCUGGCUCUCCCGCGCUGGUCACAGGCCUCCGCUCCUGCCUCGGUGACCCAGGCUGUCCCGCCCCUCCCUGCUCCCUCUCCUCCUCCGUGGGUUCCUCCCGCCCACCCCUUCCUGUCUCCUCCGUGUGAAGACUCUGACAUCCGCGUGAAUUUUCAAGCUCCAUUUUUGAACAGUGACUGAGAUUCUAGAAAAAACAAAAAACAAAACUGGCUGCUAACUGGCCCAAGCCAGGCAAAACUUAUUACAGUCCCUCCUCCUUUUUUAAGUUAUUGGAUGGAAGACAAAUCUAAUUUAUGACCUGAGACUGUCAAAGGAAUAGAGAGGAGAGGGUAUAUUGAUGCUAGGGAGUGUUUGGGAUUUCGUGAUGUUUUGAGAUGAUGCCUAGGUGACUGGGUUUGGGGAGAUGAUUUCACUUUGGGCGGGGGGAGCUUCCCCCUUUUCUUCCUUUUCUUCCAGAGAUGGAGAGCUUCUCUUCCAUCUUCUUUCACUGGGCUCUGGAUUAGCAGACGAUCCACAGGUUGUCCCUGCCAUGUAUUCUGGGACCGUAUCCCAGGCACGGCAGAAUAUGCAUGGAUUUAGUGCUUAGUAGAGGAACAUGUGGGCGGGGCCACCGGGAACAGAUGCGUGACAUUUCCUACCCAAGGACGCCUCCCGGAAGUCCUGUAGGCGUUACCAAGGGGGCACGAGGCUUUCCAGGAAGAAGACAGCUUCCCACAUAGCCAUUAGGAUCAUCUUUUUCUCACUAGGUUCCUUCUAGUCUCUCAAGCAAUAGUUCUAGCCUGCCUGAGGCCUUGGAUGAGGGGCCCUGGUGACACUUCCCAUCCGCGAGGAGCCAGGCAGUCAGCACCAGAAGCUUCCCAGCCUGUGAGUCCCUGAGAUGCACACUCGUCGCUUGGUAUUUGGGGUGACUGGGAGUGACCCAGAGGCCACCACAGCUUUUCGUGCAGGAGUUACAGACACUGGUUUCUUGGAAAAUGGAGAGAAGCACACUUUGCACAGACGUCGUCAAUAAAGUCCCAAUUUGCCACUCGGUAUUGAGUACACUGGACCCUGACAGCUGGCUCUUGCGCCAGCGUCCUUCCUCAUGGGACGCCUCCACCAAGCUGCCCCAGCUCCGCCCCUCCCAUCCUGGAGGGAUGGCUGGGGAAGGAGAAAACAGAGAACUGACUGACACCUUUGGAACCCCAGAAUGUGUUCAAUGCAGACUCACUCAAGGGCAUAAGUUAUUGUGAACGUUGUUGCCAAUCACUGCUCAACAGCCCUGCUAGAUUUUGUAUGAUGCUGAAUUAUUAUGCAGACUAAUUCCACCGAGUUGAGACCCACCCAUGCUUGUUACACUUGUAUUUAUUGAAACUGUGGAUUCUUGCCCGUGCUGCCCCCUGUAUUUACUUUAAGCACUGAUCACUUAUCAUUCAUUCAGUAUGGUUUUCCCCCCCGUCCCUUGUACACAUUCUGGUAUGAAUUGUAAAAAUAACCUGCUACAAAUUGGUUGAAUGUUUCUGUCAAUGGUGCAAACCGAGGCCAGCAUUAGCCGAUGGGGCACCUGCCCGAAGGAGGACCAGGAGAGGAAAUCACCAAUUUGGGCUCUCAGAGCUAAGACACGCGUAUUGAUUCUGUUGCACAUUUUGCACUGGUUUAUGGAGAUUGUUUUCUUGGACGGAUAGUGUAAAAUAAACUUUUCUGUUCUGUA
Messenger RNA from Ailuropoda melanoleuca (giant panda), 3883 nucleotides. It is a transcript of the gene SLC24A3, whose product is annotated as solute carrier family 24 member 3. The transcript has 18 exons. Gene Ontology annotation, biological process: intracellular calcium ion homeostasis; calcium ion transmembrane transport. The coding region runs from base 305 to 2095 and encodes 596 amino acids. Lineage: Eukaryota; Metazoa; Chordata; Mammalia; Carnivora; Ursidae. Gene Ontology annotation, cellular component: plasma membrane. Gene Ontology annotation, molecular function: calcium, potassium:sodium antiporter activity; calcium channel activity. The record is from RefSeq and is a predicted model, not a curated record.